Molecule: messenger RNA, 2490 nt
Organism: Cotesia glomerata
Lineage: Eukaryota; Metazoa; Arthropoda; Insecta; Hymenoptera; Braconidae
Product: transducin beta-like protein 3
Exons: 11
Coding region: 42-2456 (804 amino acids)
Biological process (GO): endonucleolytic cleavage in 5'-ETS of tricistronic rRNA transcript (SSU-rRNA, 5.8S rRNA, LSU-rRNA); endonucleolytic cleavage to generate mature 5'-end of SSU-rRNA from (SSU-rRNA, 5.8S rRNA, LSU-rRNA)
Cellular component (GO): 90S preribosome; small-subunit processome; nucleolus
Molecular function (GO): U3 snoRNA binding; protein binding
Source: RefSeq, a predicted model, not a curated record
AAAUGAAUUUUAAUAAAUAAAAAUAAUAUUUUUUGUACAAAAUGAGUAGUAAAAAUUUAAAAGAAGCAUUCGCUAUAAAAUCAAAACAUGCUGCUUUUUACACUGGAGGAAGUGUUGAGUGGAGCAAAGAUGGAGAACAUCUAUUUUGCCAGAAUAAUGGAACAUUGUCCGUGCUCUCAAUAAGUAAAGGAGUAGUUGUACAUACACUAGGAAGCUCCGAAGAUGAAGAUGUCGAUGUUAUCAAUACUUUUUGUAUCAGUAAUGAUGGCAGUCAAGUUAUAACUUCUCACAAGAGCAGUCUUUUUAAGCUAUGGACAUGGGAAGAUGAAAAACUUGUCAAACAGUGGAAAUCAAUCCAUCAAGGCCCAGUACCUUUGAUACGAUUUUUUGAUAAUGAUAUUAUGGUUUCUGGUGGAAGCGAUUCGAGCGUAAGAUUAUGGAAUUUACAACAUCAUUCUUGUACUCACAAUCUAAAAGGAGUUCAAGGAGUAGUUAGUGUACUAGAAUGUCAUCCGGAUCCAGAAAGAAAAUUACUUUUUGCAGCUGGAGACGAUACUAAAAUAUAUGGAUGGGAUAUUUCAACAGGACAAUUAAAAUCUACAUUGAUUGGUCAUUUUAGUAAAGUUACAUCAAUAUCUUUCCAUAGAAAUGGUGAUAAUUUAGUAAGCUCGGGACGUGACAAGGUAUUAAUUCUUUGGGAUAUAGUAGAAGGAGUUUCAAUUAGAGUACUUCCUGUUUAUGAAGGAAUAGAAGGAGCUUUUAUCAUACCUUCUGGCGUGAAAUUACCUAUCGAUACUGAGGAAGAUCUAGACAACAAAAUUUACGUUGCAAGCGCUGGUGAAAAGGGUGUCGUUAAAAUUUGGGAAAUGAAAUCAGGCCGUGAAGUCUAUUGCCAACAAAAUUCUCUAGUAUCUGCAGCUAAAGAAGACGGCGGUCUUUCAAUUACACAUUUAUUGCUCAACGAACACCUAGAGUGUAGUUUUGCAGUAGUUUCAACGGAUCAUCACAUAAUUAUCCAUUCGUUAAAAAGUUUUGUUCCCACAAAACAAUUCGUAGGAUACAGCGAUGAAAUUCUUGACAUUGUGUUUCUAGGAGAAAAUGAUAGUCAUAUUGCAGUAGCUACUAAUAGCUUUGAUAUAAAAUUAUAUGAACUGCUAACGAUGAAUUGCCAAUUAUUAUGUGGUCAUACUGAUUUAGUACUUGCACUUGCUACCACUCCGGCUAAUCGUUAUCUGAUGGUAUCAUCAGCCAAGGAUAAUAGUGUCCGUAUUUGGUACAUGUGCAGAGAAAGUAAUUUGAUGUUUUGCAUCGGUCACAGCGAACGUCAUACCGCUUCAGUUGGCUCAGUUGCUCUUUCACAAUCAUCUGCUAGCUUUUUUGCAUCAGUAAGUCAGGAUACGUGUUUAAAAUUGUGGGCUCUUCCCAAAAAAAUGCUUCCAACAGAUAAAAAUAUUGAAUUGGAAGUCAAUCAUACUGUUAUUGGACAUCAAAAAGAUGUAAACUGCGUUGUAAUAUCUCCUAAUGAUAAAAUUAUAGCUACUGGGUCACAAGAUAAAACAGCUAAGCUAUGGAGUGCUGAUAAUUUACAACUGAUUGGAGUUCUUCGUGGUCACCGUCGAGGUAUUUGGUGUGUGAGAUUCUCACCAAUUGAUCAAGUACUUUUAACAACAUCCGCUGACUGUACUAUUAAAUUAUGGUCGAUUUCAGAGUUGAAUUGUUUGAAGACUUUCGAAGGUCACGAAUGUUCGGUUUUGAGAGCUGAAUUUAUUACUCGUGGAAUGCAAUUAAUUACAUCUGGCGCCGAUGGAUUGUUAAAGUUAUGGAUUGUUAAAACUUCUGAGGCAAUAAGUACACUAGAAGCGCAUGACAACAGAGUCUGGGCACUUGCUGUAAGUCAUGAUGAAAAUCAAAUUAUUAGUGGAGGCAGUGAUUCACAAAUAGUUGUAUGGCAAGAUGUGACCGUAGAAAAUCGUGAAAAAGCAAAUGCAGAAAAAGAACAGCGAAUUCUUGAAGAGCAAAAAUUAGCAAAUCUUCUUAAAGCUGAUAAAUUCGUAGCAGCACUGAAACUCUCAUUAAAAUUAGAAAAACCAUUGCAAGCUUUGCGUAUUAUUGAAGGCAUAAUGAGAAACAAUGGUAGUGAAAGAUUGGAAGAGGCAAUAAGUGAAUUGAAGCCGCAUUACAAAGAAUCUUUACUCAAGUGUGUUUCUACCUGGAAUACUAAUGGCCGCAACGCUCAAACAGCCCAGGUGGUCAUUAACAUACUGAUGAAUGAUAUUGGGAGUGGCGCCUUAGACUUGUCUUCUUUAUCGUCAUACUUAGAAGCAUUCAUUCCGUAUACUGACAGACAUUACAAAAGACUCACGCGCUUGUUUCAAGAUCUUCAUUUACUCAAUUACACAUUAUCUCGUAUAAAGCCACACAAUGAACCUAAAAAAGUCAAUGAGUUUAAUGAAUGAUAUUUUUUUAUUAUUGCAGAUGUAAAUAAAUUCA